Molecule: messenger RNA, 2775 nt
Organism: Thyridium curvatum
Lineage: Eukaryota; Fungi; Ascomycota; Sordariomycetes; Thyridiales; Thyridiaceae
Exons: 3
Coding region: 1-2775 (924 amino acids)
Biological process (GO): spindle assembly; microtubule nucleation; meiotic cell cycle
Cellular component (GO): spindle pole; mitotic spindle pole body; equatorial microtubule organizing center
Molecular function (GO): gamma-tubulin binding; microtubule minus-end binding
Source: RefSeq, a predicted model, not a curated record
AUGGCCUCCACCACCGCCAGAUCGGCUCACGCCGAACGCAGAGCCAAUGGCGCAUAUCCGGACAAGGCCUCCGCACGGGCGCGCAUGAGCGGUACCGACAGCCAAGCGAGUGACCGGUACGAGCAGAGGUAUCGCGAGGGCUCGCCCCAGAUAAAUGCUGCCGCUUUCGCGAGCACCUCUCACAAGCGGAGCGCAUCCGGCAAUCCGCGCCCUACGACCAGGACGACAGACGAACGGAGGACUGAGAAGGUGCAGGUUACGACGAGGGAGACUCUGGUCUCGCGAACGAGGAGUCCGGACCGGCGCAACUCGGCUGCACAGAGGGAACGGACCAAGGCCACGGACGGAGCAAAAAUGCGACCUCCGGAGCCCAAGGUCAAAGACCAGAAACCUGAGCCGGCGCCGCAAGCUCCGUGGGAACCUAUCGCGUCUCUACUUCCUCACACUACGGCACCUCUUGCAUGCAGAAUAUCUCUGCCUCCGCUCGCGUCCCAGGCGCCCCAGGCCUUGCAACCCAAACCUUUGCAUGAACUCUCACUCGAAUCUCAAGAAGCCGUGAUUCUCGAGGAUCUCCUGUUCGUCUUCAUGGGUUUCGAGGGCCAGUACAUCCGCUUCUCCAAGACGUAUAACCCCCAUGAGGAGAGGGACCGUCUCUCGGGCCCGACAUUCCGUAUCCUUCCCGGCCUUGAUCCCAGCCUGCAGGAUCUUACGCAGGCAAUGCUGAAGAUGGCCUCUCAUUACAGCGCCCUGCAAGCAUUCGUCGACGUACAGAGCCGGGACGAGUUUGGCUCUGUCAACCACGCUUUGUGUGCUUCCAUCCGAGGUUUCCUGCAGAAUUAUCUGAAUCUGGUGGCCCAACUUGAGACCCAAUUCCUGACGAACGACUCCUUCACACUUCACGUGCUGAACAUACAUGUUUUGCCAACGGGCCAGAUGCUGGCUCAGCUGUAUGCCGUUGCACACGAGCUAAUGAAGAAAAACGCCCUCCUGGAUGAUGAAUCCGAUGACGAGUCCACCGAUGACGGGGACGAUUAUGACAAAAUCCUCGACCAGCUUAGAGAAGGCGGAGAACUUGUUCCUGGCAACAUGGCCGGCAACAAGAUCUGCAAAGGAGGAGUCGUGCUGGGGCUCAUCACGAAGCGGCUCGAGGAUAUGGCAGGAGACCCUUCCGCGCGCGCGUUAUUGACAACCUUGCUCAGAGAUGCGAGCAGACCUUACAUGAGAAUGCUCAACGAGUGGCUGCACCACGGUGGGAUCAAGGAUCCGCACUCGGAGUUCCUGAUCAAGGAGCAAAAGAGCAUACGCAGGGAACGGUUAGAGCAGGACUAUACCGAUGAGUAUUGGGAGAGAAGAUACACCAUCCGCGACCACGACAUCCCCCCACAACUCGUGGGAGUCAAGGACAAGGUCCUGCUCGCUGGCAAGUAUUUGAACGUGGUCCGAGAGUGUGGCGGAGUGGAUGUGAGCAAGGAGGUCAAGGACGUGCCCACCUCUUUCGACGAUGCUCGCUUCCUCGACAACGUCAACAAUGCCUAUGCACACGCCAACGAGUCGUUGAUGCAGUUGCUCGUGACGACGCAUGCGUUGCCGGCCAGGCUACGGUCGCUCAAGCACUACUUCUUCCUUGACCCUUCGGAUUACUUCUCAUACUUUCUCGAGCUCGGCGCCUCGGAACUCAGGAGAAACGUUAAGCAGGUUAAUAUUGGCAAGCUGCAGUCUUUGCUCGACCUGGUUCUUCGCCAGCCGGGCACCAUCGUAUCGAUGGACCCCUUCAAAGAGGACGUCAAGGUGGAGAUGAACGAAGUGACCCUGAUCAAGUCGCUCCAGCGGGUCGUUAACAUCACCGGGAUAGAGCAGGGUGAGACUCUGCAGCCCGUGACGAACGAGCCGACCGAGCCCGACAAGCAUGCAAGAGGAUUCACAUCGCUGCAGCUGGAUUAUGCUGUCCCUUUCCCGGUAUCUUUGGUCAUCAGCCGGAAGACGAUAUGGCGAUACCAGGCACUGUUUCGGUACCUGCUGUCGUUACGGCAUAUGGAAUCGCAGCUUUGCGCUGGAUGGCAACAUACGAUGCGGUCUUUCUCCUGGACGUACAAGAGCAGCUCUGCGAGGUUACAGAUCCUGAAACAGCGGGUCUGGACCCUCCGGGCCCGAAUGCUUGUGUUUGUCCAGCAGCUGCUUUACUUCUGCACCGCCGAGGUCAUCGAGCCCAACUGGCAAGCACUCAUGUCCAGGCUUGACACCAAGGACGGGGCAUCACGAACAGUUGACGAGCUGAUGCAGGACCAUGUCGACUUCUUGGACACUUGUCUGAAGGAGUGCAUGCUCACCAAUAGCAAGCUGCUCAAGAUAUACGCGAAGCUGAUGCAAACGUGUCACUACUUCACAAACUACCUCCCCUGGCUGACCCUGGAGAUUGAGAUGGCCUGUCCUGAGCUGUCGAGAAAUGAGCGGCCGGCCAAUGUGUCAGAAUCACAGUGGAGGCAGUUCAUGUUGGGCAGAGACGAGAGGAGGAAAGCCCUGGAGAACAGCAACCAGGGCGUGAACAACCCGCCGGGUAGAAGCCCCGACCUGGUCCUGGACAACUUGCUCGACAUCUUCAAGAAGUGGGAGCAUCAAUUUGGCAGGCACUUACAGAUCCUGCUCGACGCCCUCAACCACUACGCCGCCACCGAGACGGUGGUACUGCUCAGCCUGUGCGCGAGGCUGAGCACGGCGAACCAGGGGACGGAAUGGGCAGGGCGAGGGCACGGCGACGAGGAUGCUUCUGCGCUUUGA